CGAAAAAUUAUACGGCUGUGCAAAUAAUGUUACAAUGAUGGAUAAGUUAUGGGUGGUGUUGAUAGUGGCCUUGACCGGCGCACACUUUGGGCAGGGAUUGCCGCUGCGUUCGACGCCGCACAGCUACCCGCACAACACAAACGGGCCAAUCCCGGCAGGAUGGAAGGAGGGCAACCUAUACGCGGCUGUGCCGGCGCUGGCGCUCAUAGUCACGGCCGUAGGGCUCCUGUUCGGGUGCACCUGGUGCUACAGGCACAAGGACUGUAAGCAAAACGAAGGAGCGGAAAACCAGCUGUUCACUGCCAGCGCCACACACCUGCAUGAGCGGCGCUCGCACCCGCCCGACUCCGGCUUCUCAGAACCUGCCAACAAUAACAUCAGCGAGGACAACAACAAUGGCCCUAUAUCGCUGCGGGAGAUGCAGAACAUCGCCAACAACAAUGCUGCAGCAUACAUUGUUAGCGAGAACGAGGAGCGGAAUCGAGUCAGCCGCGAGUCCGUUGUCGAGUUUGAGCCUCUGCCUAUAGGCAUCAGGGUCGCUGAUCCGUUGGAGAGAUGCGUGGAUUGGUUUGGCGACGAGGAUUUCCCGAGGAACCGAUUGCAAUAUCUACGCGAGAUCGGGCGAGGGUGGUUCGGCAGGGUAGUGGAAGGCGAAAUCGAAGAUGAAGGCACAACAACGACAGUAGCAGUCAAAAUACUCAACCAGAACGCGAGUCUAGAAGACAAAGCUCGGUUCCUCGACGAAGCGCGCCUCUACCGUGACGCGAGCCACGAGAACGUGCUCGCUUUCGUGGCCAGCUGUCUUCAGGAAGACCCCUGGAUUCUUAUAUUUGAGCUGUGCUCCACAGAUCUUCAAAACUAUCUGACAGCGAACCGUCCAAAGAUGGCAACACUGAACGAGAGCGGCGUCCCACUGCGUCUCAUGUGUGACGUCACUUCCGCACUCUCCUACCUACACUCUAGGGGAUACACGUAUGGGGAGCUGUGCACGCAAAACGUGCUGAUUCGCGGCUCGGACGAGGCGGCGCGCGCCGUGCUGGGCCAUUAUGGCUUGGACCCGCGGCCGCAGGUCGACAAUAUUCAGCAUGCGUCGCAGGCCGGUGACGUGUCGUCCCUGGGCUACGUGCUGCGCGACAUUUGCUCGUGGGCCGCCGCGCCGCCGCCCGCGCAGCCCGACUGCCCUUACCGGGAACAUCUACACCAAGUGAUGCAGCUAUGCUGGCACGAGAACCCUGACUCGCGGCCCGGCGCCGCGCAGGUGCAGGCGCUGCUGGAGCACCUGCACUCCACGCACCUGCGGUGCAGCGACACGCGCGACGACGGCUACGGCAGCUCUGACUUCGAGGAGCGCUGGCAGCGCCUCAAGCCCAACACCAUCCCCAAGCUCGACGAGCACCGCGCCCUCGUGCACGCGCCCUCCACCUCCGUCACCUCACACUUCACCGGCUCCGAGCGGCUGGCCGUCGUCUGUCUCAGCGUCGACAUGGACACGGCCGUCUCCAGGUCCAGCAGCAUCAUGUCCGAUAAAGAACCCUUAUCCGUGCAGAUCAAGUCCGAGAGUCUCACGAACCUCCACGGCUCGCUCGAGGACGUCCGAAACAUUUAUCUCACGCAUAACGAGCAGGCCGUCCUGGAGUGCCACCAGGCCAACACUAUCGAGGACCGGGACGACGAUCGCUCGGACGCCUCGGUCGACCCGUGGCUCAAGGAGAUCAUCGCGGGCAGCCAGGACGACGUCAGCUAUUACAAAGAUGUCAGCGAUGUUAUAAAGAAUCUCGACAAUAUUCUCAAUUCGGAAAAGACGUCCAGCUCGGAGUCGAGCCACCAGGCGAGCCCGUCGAGGGACAAUUUGAGCUUAGACUGUAAAAAAGAUUACCCGAUGCAAUCUAGUAUGGUUAAAUCGCCUGGCAUUACGAAUUUCCAAAAUAUUUUGGAAGUCGGCUUUGAAGAAAGGUCGCCUGAAAAGAAACAAGAUGAGGAUGAAGAUAGAGAUACGAUAGGCACGCUCAGUCACUCCUUCGAGCGGCAUAGCGAUACCGCCAGUCAACCCACUUUAGAAAAUUUAACUCCUGAUACGCCCUUAAAAGAUAUGGAGCUGCCGUUUGAAAAGACGAAUGCUGAUUUACAAAAUACACUGCAUGUAAUUCAAAUAUCUGAGGAUGUACAAGUUGAAGCAGUAUUGCCAAAAGAAAGUGAAGUAGAUAAUAGUGAUAGUGUAAAAACUGAUUUAUGUAUAACGCCAAUGCAUAGUGUUAAUGAAGAUAAGAAUGUGUAUGUGAGUGAAGACUGCCAAACCCCGAGUGAUAAUAAGUUAACUGAUAUAUUGCAUGAUAAGGAAACAGUGCAAGCUAAGUCAAUAAGUGAAGUUAGCGAUAAUAAACCAGUUUGUAACAACGCGGAGGAAGUAAUUAUUAAGACUGUUCAAAGUUUAGAACAAAAUGUGCCAGUGAAAGUAGAUGAUAAAGAGGUCUUGCCGGUAUUCCCUGAGAUAGUUAAAAAUUAUAAGGCUGCAAAUCUGAUACCAAAUGCCCCACUAGAAGAAAAACACGCGACUGACCUACGACUCGAAACGACUAGCAUAAAUAGUCAAAAAGAAAUAAAUAGUGAUCUCAUUACACCUGCAGAAAGUACAAUCGAUAGUAAAAUAACACCAUUUGAUAUGGUAGUCCUGGAAGAAACCUCGUCUGUAAAAGUAAAAAACUUAGGCAAUGUUAGUCAAAUAGCGUUUAAAUGUCCUCUUAGGUCAGAAGAAAGUCAACAAAGCGAUUCACCUUCUGACCAAAUAGAGGAAGUAAAUGUACCUGAAUCAGUACAAAUUAUAUCGGCCACUCCAAUUAUUGAGAGCAUUUUAACUGGAAGUCAUAAUAAAGGCGAUGUUGAAGUAGACCUUAAUUCAGUUACUGAAACAGGUGUUUCCAAAAACAUAGAGGCAGAACUUGUGAAAUCGGUUGAAAAAGUAGUUGAGGAAACAAAUGCUUCAACUAAUGUUACUACACCUACACUGAUUUUGUCGGAAGCACAAGAAGACACACAAAUGUUAAAAGAUAAACUUCCUGAGAAAUUUAUCGACAAAAUUAUUAAAGAAGCUGAGGCAGCUGCUUUGAAUUGUAUUGAAACAGCACAAGCUAAAUCAUUAGUAACCGAACCUAUGUAUAUUUCUAAAGAUGAACCAGUGGAAAUAUUUCUAACCACUGAAAUAAAAUCCUUGAAUAACUCUACUGCAGACAAAAUUACUAAAGAUACUGGAGCCGGGAAAGACGUAUUACAAAAACAAACAUCCCCAUACGAAAAUUCUCAACAUAAUUUUCUUAAAGAAGAGGUAAGCAUACCUUCAUCUAGUGAUUUAGAUAAUAUUACAAAAGAAAUCUUGCUAGAUGCCAUACAAGAAGUACCUAAAGUUAUGUUAAAAGUAGAAUCGCCCGAUUUUUUUCACGAGAAUAAUUUAAUUGCGACACCCAGUCCUGAUGCUAAUUUCCGGGAAUGUGAAAACAAAACCCCUGAAAUCGAAUCUACCCCGGAUGUUGUACGGGAUGUUACGCACUCCAUAGAUCAACCAAUAGAUGAAAAUACUAAUACGCAAAUUAAAUCACAGUCAGUGGUCCCUCAGAUAUCACUUGAUCUUGAAUCAACAGCAAGUGCAGAUUCUUCACAGAGUACUUUUCUCAUCAAAGACACACUGAAAGAAGAAUCGAAAAUUGUAUCCGAAAGUCCUGUUGACACUGUACUAGACGAGCCAGUACGAGAAAUUAUGGCACCAGAAGUUCAUAUGGAAACUGUGAAAAAUACAUUUCUUGAUUCUGAAAAAGGAGUAACAGGAAGUUUAUACGCUGAAGACACUUUAAAACCGUUAAGUAAGGUACCAGGUCAGAAUGAAACGGAAUUAAUUGUAGUGGUUGCAGAAGAAACAAUUGCAAAAGACAAUAAUAUAGAACGAAAUGCUAUUCCUAAGUCUAAUACUACAGCUGUUGAAAAUGGGCGUGUACCAUUAUAUGAUAGCACAGCCUAUAUGGAUCUGACUGAUAAUGUGAAAGCUGAAAUUGUAGAAGAAAACCCUAUGGAUGAUAAUAUUAAAGAUGUCAUCAACUCUUGCUUAGAGACUCCUGGAAAUGAUAGCUGCUCACUGGUCAAGAAUGAAUCCACAAAGUACUUGGAUCUGCCUACUGUUGUGAAGGAUGUGGAUGAGUUUUUACACGCGGAAAGACAGCUUAGCAGCCAAGUGGACGAGAAGGAUCCUAUAUGUUCAAGUACACCUAAAAGCUCAGUAGAUGAUACACCAAACUCAUCAGAAGAAAAAUCUGACGUAUUAUCAGAAACAAAAGUCCCUGACUAUGGACCCGGAGUAACCCUUACAAAAUUAGAACAACAAUGUGUCCCAGAUUUUCUAAGCCCUUUUGAUUCUCCGACUAAAAGUCACCCAACUGACACCUACGAUGAAAACAGCUCAGUAGUCUUAGGCCCUUUUGAAAACUGCACCAUGGAACUCUUUAAAGGCGUUAAAUCUGGUGGAGAUCUAGGCGACAUUCCGAAAGAAGAGAUGUUCUUCUCUUCAAAUUUCAGUGAAAUGAAUCUCGAAACUCCCUCGCCACUCCGCGAUAGUAACUUUUUGAACGAGGUACCGGAUAUAGUCAACGAUGAUAAUUAUCUGGAUAUAAUCAGUGAUCCCAAGGAUGAAACAGACUCGAAGACCGAAGCUAGCGACGUCACUGAUCAGUCUGUCGCUGAGAAAAAAGCUUCACCGUCGACGCCUCCCAAUUCUCCUGGUUACUUUCUAGCUUCUACAUCUCAGCAGAAAUAUCUAGUAGAUAUAGAUUUGAACCCAGCAACUGAGCCCGCUCCCGUAGAAUCCGAUUCCGGCUUAAGUUCGCUGAAUAAAGAAAUCGAGUUGAACCAAAUAGAGCUUCAAAUCACUUCGAAAUUGGCUAUGGCCGAGAACGAAAAUAAUCUGAAUAUUGAAUACUCUGGGCCGUUGACUGUGGAAGGUUUAGUGCAGAAUGAUCUGGUGAGGGAGGAGGAAUCGGCGCCGGAGACGUUUCUAGCGGGGAAUGGAGGGAACAUUGAUGAUAUACGGGAUAUGUUUACGCUGGAUGAAGACUGCGUCAACGCGUUGAGGAACGAACUGGAACUGAAGCUGCCUCUUGCACAGGUGGCAGCCAUAGAGCCCCCGUGCGAGAGCGAGAGCGAGUCGUGGUCAGAGCUGCCGCCGCCGCCCGAGCUGGUGGUGAGCUACCCGGGCGCGCUCAGCCCCAUCGCCGAGGAGACCGGCCCGCAGCUGUCCGCCUACGAGAGCGACGUGCUGUGGAACGCGUCUCUCCGCACGGAGUCUUCAGAAAGCUAUCCAUCUCCAUGCAACAACUCCACGGAGGAACCGACGGAGCCGCCGACAGGCCAAGACACCUACACGUUGCCCGGCCGGCAAUCCUGCACUCAACCUCAACCCAGCAGCAAGGAGAUAACAAUGAGUGCUGACAGCCUGAACGCCAGCCCGGCGAACCCCGGAGUAGACGACCGAACGUUCACCGUGGAGUGGAGCCCCUGCGAGCGCCUGCCGCGGGCGGCCCCCCGCGGGCCCAGCCCCGGCGCCGACUGCUCCGCCGCCGCCGGCGUCUCCACCGCGUCCCACACCACGCGGCCGACCGACCUCAAACCUUCCGAAACGCUCUCUAAAGCUACCAGCAUCGAUUCCUGGUGUUCCAACGACACGCUAUAUAACGUCGAAGAGGCUUUCGAUGACUUGGCCUCCGAUCAGGACGUCCCUCCAGACUUUGGUGCCGAAAAGGACGACAACAGCGAAAGCGACACCCUCACCCUCGACGACGACAAAGAGCUUAGCCACAUAUCGACCUACAUCGUCCACGACAGCAAGUCGGACGACGACCGCUUCUCGCCCGACUCCAUCACGGCGAAUGAUAAUGUCAACAAUACGUAUACGAAAGCGAAAGCUUCGCCUACCAAGUCGGAAGGCUCGAAAACGAAGGACUUAGCGUAUGAAACUAUGACAGGACCGUACUCUAACUGCUCUACAGAAGUCUUGUCUGCCGAUAACGCUUGGAUGCUACCGCAACCCGAGCUAGUUCGACGCUCGCCCAUAAAUGUCAAUGUCGAUAUCUCCGCUCCGGCACCUAAAAAGUGCGAAGAAGUCGUCGCUAGCCCGAAAUUAAAAAGCGAGCCUUGUAUCAAAAAAAUGGACAGCGUUGAAAUAUCUUGCCUGGAAGACCAUUUACUAAACAACGAGAGUCCGCAACGCGAAGAAACCUAUGACAGCCCUCACUGUCACUACGAUAUGGGGGUCGGUGCAACUAGCACUCCUCUUACGGAGACUCCUUCGGAAGAAAGCAUAGCUUUGAGUUUGGAACCAGAUAUAAGGACGCCAGAAAAUCUACCGAGCAGUAUACCUAACUACCGGUCGUUUAUGCUAUCGGCGUUGAUGCGGCACCAAGAGACAGCUACGCCUAAAUUCCCUUACGAAUCCGAGCUGUCCGACGAAAGCCGAAUUGGAUCGGACGCAACGCCGUCUUUCGUCGAGUUCAUGCACGCGGCUACUUCUAAACCCCAGGAAACGUCACGCUUGCACUCUAGUCAAAAUGGUUCAAGCGACUUCCACCGAUUCGAAAGCUCAUUGGAAAGACGCCCUCAGGACCUUUCCCGCCUGAAAGAAGCUUCUAUAGAAGACGUGACCAGGCCUAGUCAACUGAGAACUCUAGUUUUAAGUCCGCCUAGUAUUACAAAAUUUAAAGAAUCUCACGUAGGUAAGAAUACAGUUAUCAUAACAGACUUAGAAGAGGAUGAGAUGGAGCAGCCUCAUUCGAUUAUUAUCGCUGAAAUUUCCAAAGAGAAGGAUAGUCCUAAUAGGACUUUUGAUUCUCACAUAGUCGAACUGAAUCUUACAUACGAUUCUCACACGAGCAAGAAAAAAAUGGAUGGCGCACUCAAAGAGAGCAACAGUGACAAUUCCAAAGAAAUAACAAUAAAUGGAACAAAUGAUGAAAGUCAUGAUUUGGAUCAAGCUGAAGUCAAAUCACCAGAAUCAAAAACCGAAGAAUCAAAGCAAAAAGAACAAACUAUAAAUAAUGUUGACGCGCUUAAAGACAUCCCAAACGGCUCAGUUUCAAAAGUCAAUAAUGCUUACGAAAUAAAGUGCAAUGGCAAUAGUGAGAAGUUUGCAACAGUCAACUUUAUAAGCGAAUCUUUUGAGGAACUGGUCGAGAGCAAUGUCGACGACGGGGAUUGCAAAGACAUCAAGAACGACGAGGAAAUACUAGAAGAUUCAGAAGAGGAUAAGACUCUCCCUUUAAAAGACAGCCCGGCCAAGCUUGUUUCUGAACAAAUUAAUGGGGUGGAAGAGAAAAUGGUGGCUGUAACAGAAGAUUUUUUACAGAAUGAGAAGAAGUUCUGUCAACUUGACGCUUACCUGCCGCUCCUGAGUGAUAUAAGAUUCACAGGACCAGCUUCUGAGAUCAUGAGUACAUCGUUCACGCAAGACUCACCGACGGAGCCAGCGCCAGAGGGAGACGGCAACAAGCCCGGCGAUGUGAAGGAGUGGGACAGCGACACCGACUCGCACUCUAGCAAUUCGUCGAGUGGCGAAUUUAUUUGGAAGGGCGGCGACGGGCAAGAGACGUCCGUCGUUCCAACCACGCAAUUCGACCAUCGCGGCUCGAACGGGUCCGCGGGUCGAGCGGCGCCGGGCUCGGGCAGCGGCUCGGGCUCGGGCUCGGGCUCCGGCUCAGGCUCGGAGGGCGACGAGGUGGAGUUCGUGCCGUCGUCGUGGGACUGCCGCGCCGAGCCCGCCAAGUCGUCGCUUCGCAGUCUGCCCCUUUCUCAGGACAACAAGAAGCGCGUGGUGUUCAAGCGACAGAAGUACCACUGCGUGUACGAGUACCCGCGCGAGCUGGCCGCCGUCGACGCCGACUCGCCCGCCUACCUGCCCGACCUGUCCACAUACUCGGAAUGGGACCCCGGCAGCGCGGAGGAGGCGGAGCUGGGCUACGGGCAGCUGUUCGGCGCGGGCUCGCCGCUCGACCUGUUCCCGCUGCGCGGGCCCGUCGCCUUCGGAGCAGAUUACGACGAUGACUUCUUCAUAUCGUCCUCGGCCCGUCCGUUCGAGAGCCUCGGCGUGAUGUCCACCACCAGCCAGUUCUUCCCCGGCAUGCGCCUCAAGCCCCUGGAGCUCCCCGCCGCCGACGACUUCCCCCCGCCGCCCUCCCCGCUGGCCCCCCUGCCGCACACACGCGCGCCCUCGCUGGACUUCACCACCCCGGACUCCGGCGUCGAGGACAUCACCCCCGGCUCCACCUCCGCCGACAUCACCCCCGGCUCCACCUCCACCGACAUCACCCCCGGCUCCACCUCCACGGACGAGGACUUUAAAACCAAGAAGCUCUCGGAGGUCACUCAGUGGCGCAGCAUAGACAGCGGCAGCUCCAGCGAGUCCGUCAGCCCCAGCUCCCCCGGCGGCGAGGCCCUGGGCGGCCUGCGGCACACGCGCGACAAGCUCAAGCUGGACCUGCCGCCCAGCCCGCACAUACCCUCGCCCAGGCACAGCAGGGUCUUCAACUUUGUGCUCGAGAAACCGAAGAGGCGCGCGGCGGACGACCGGUCACAAGUCGGCACGACCCCGCUCGUCAUGACCGACGACACCCCCGUCGUGACCGGCUCCCUGCCCGUGUCCGACUGCGAGGACGUGCCCGUCCCGGAGCCGACCUUCUCCACCUUCGGCAAGACCGUCCCGCGGGCCGAUCCGGAGCAGAAGAUUAUACUGACCGACGAUGGAGAAAAGGCGGCCAGUCCUGUGAAGGAACCCGUCCGCGGGGAGGGCACGGUGCUGGACAGCGGGGACGAGGACUCGGGCAUCGAGAGCAGCGCUAAAGCCACGCUGGAGCGCAAAACUCCCAACGUUUCUUAGGUAUAAUAGCGUAGCGGUGGCGUGGUGUCGAAAUUGUUCGUAGAUCGUGACGAACUCUCACUCACUUUCUUUAAGACCUGCGCAGGUGGCUCACGAGCAUAACGACUCAGUAAGAAACUAAGCGGGGCCGAAUAGCACUCUGCCUCGCUCUAACAUAUCCGGCCAAUUGUUUUGUAUCCUCUAGUAUACGAUUGCAGAGACUCCCCGUUUUGAACGAUUAUGAACUUGUAAAAUAAAAAAACCUAAAAUUAUUUUAAAACACCCUAGCGAGAAUCGGAUUCCAUACAUUUAUUACGCCGCGCCACUGGCGUAGAUUGUUAUAGCUCCGAGACCUAUGGUCCGAUCGUUACUCUAGCUGUUAGUAUUACCGAGACUAGGUUACCUCAAAGCCUACGACGGUAAUUCGUAGAAAAACAUUGCCCUCUUGUCAUUGUCAACUCAAAUAUGAUGAAGCAACAUUUAACUGACCAUUAGGAGAGUCCAACUCAUUUUUAUGUUUCAGACAGUUGGUCACUUAUUAGUAUUUUAUAAUACAUAAAAUAUCUCUCCCCCGUUUGUAUUAAAGUAUCUAUUGUACGGGCAAGCGACCAUCACGUCCGCAAGUUUUCAGUUUCUUUGAAAACAUAUUGAAGAAAGAGUUAUUAUAUGCCAUUUACACUACCGUUUAGUCGAAAUAGCAUGUUAUUAUUUUCUGUAUCACAUCAUUAAAUAAUGUGUGAUAGAAAAGUUCAUUCAUAGUUUUACUUGACAUUCGCCGAAACAAUGAACUUAGUAUGUCAAUAUCUGAUAGAUAAUUACCACUGCAUAGAAUAUAACGAUAUCUGUAAUUUAGCCAAUCUAAAGCUACGUCCACUCUAGCAUUUCGUAUGAAUGCUAAAUACCAACAAUAUUUUAGGGAAACUACAGAUGUAAGGUACAAAUAACCGGCAGUAUCUAAUAUAAGUGCUUUGAUACGUUUACAGUCCCGUGAGGAAGCAGCCUAAUUUUAAUACAGUAGUACGAUGGCCUAUCCAUUUUUGUAAAGUUUUAGCCCAUUCUUAUACUUGCUAGAUUUUUCAUACGUAAAGUGUUACUCUUAUUUUAACAUAGUGUAGAGUUGCGUUUGGCACGUACCUAAAGAGAACGCUAUGAUUAAAGAUUAUCAGCAACUAUUUGUACACCAACGAAAUUUCAGAAUAGUACAUUACGAUACAAGUGCGAAAAAUAGGAAAUUCGAAACGAGUGGCGAUAAAUUAAAACACGACCGAAGGGAGUGUUUUAAAUCGACACGAGUUGCGAAUUACCUAUUCGCACAUGUAUCGUACAACGUUUUACAGUAUAUAUGGCCCUUUAAAUGUUUGAUACAGUAACGUAAUAUGCUAAUUUUCGCACUAGUGCGGUAAAGUAACACCAUAUGUACUGUAAAUAUCUGUAUAUAAAUCUCAUGACAAUAUAAUGGUGUCAUAGAAGAUCCUUUGUUUGUGUAGAUAAUGUGUUGCUGACUUUACUAUUAGGCGCGAGAGUCGAAGGUUUCAGAUGCUGUAAAAUAUAGGUAUGUUUAAAAUCGUUCUUCUAAUAACCAAAUAAUAAAGUUGGGAGAAAACUACCUAUAUUUUACUCCAUGUCUGUCCACUUAUUAAACAAAGUCGCAGCUUGGAGGCAGAAUCUCAUUAGAAUCUAGAGCGGAGACCCAAACGCGACUUAAGUUAUUCAAUGUCUAAAUUAUUUCAUUUACGGUGAUUUCACAUACGCACAAGUGAAUUCGCAUCUUCCAUCUAUCGAACCUCGACAUUAUGAAAACUAAAUUUAAUAUCGGUAUAAAAUUGAGGUUACAAAGCCAAUUCUUAGUUAAGUGAAAAUUUAUAUUAGAUAAGGUAGGAGUAGAUGUAAAGAGUUGUGGUGAUUAUUGCGUAUUCGGCGCCGGCGGACUGGCCGUAUGUAUCUAGUGUACUAAUAAAACAUGUUACUGAUCCAGUCAUUGGCACCUUCGUAUGUUUACGUACCGCCCAUGGUUUUCUUAAGGUUAAAAAUGUAUGGCCAACUUUGACACCUAUUUGCGAGAGGUUAAAUAAGUGUGUUUUAGUUAGUGCAAGCAGCAACAAAAGUAGCUUAGUUAUGCAGUGUUAAAAUGGUCUCUAUUGUUAAAGCAAUAAGGUAUUUGGCGCAUGGUAUACGUAGCUACCGCUUGCUGUACUGCACGCGCUGCGCACUCGCCUCGCCCGCGCCGGUCCCACGACACAGUAUAAUAUGCAAUACGUCCAAGUGUGAACCUAAUGUGCAAUUCUUCUCAUUUCCAUAUCAUGGUGUUUUAGUUAUUUAGUUACUCAAUGUAAAUAUAAUUUAAUGAUCCAAGGAAAAAUUUUAAUAUGAAAUUUUAUUGCUUAUAUGUAUUGUACUACACGUUUAUUGUUCUGAACAUUAUUUUUACAGUUUUAGAAUGUUUUCGUUAAUGUACAGUUGUAAAUACGGUAGGAGUCCAUUUUGUUAUGAUGUAGUGGAGGUUUCGCGUCAAAGUAAUUCGUUCUGAACGCUUCAAUCGAAAUCUCUAGACGAUUCCAUUAUACUACGUCGUUAAAGAACAAGGAAUUAUUUGAUUGAAUGAAUUGUCCAAUAAUUAUGGUAUUUAUUGUUUGUAAGUUGUUAUUGAUUUGUAUGAACUGUCCGCAGUAUUUCGUGAAUGUGAACGUUGAAGGUUUUCCUAUUGUGACUUUGUCUUGUCUUUUAAAAGUAUUUCUAUGGAGAAAAAAAUAAUGAAUAAAACUCGUAACUCAAUAUAA
Cydia pomonella (codling moth) is the source of this 11658-nucleotide messenger RNA. RefSeq lists its product as uncharacterized. The record is from RefSeq and is a predicted model, not a curated record. Lineage: Eukaryota; Metazoa; Arthropoda; Insecta; Lepidoptera; Tortricidae. The coding region runs from base 35 to 8902 and encodes 2955 amino acids. Gene Ontology annotation, biological process: positive regulation of kinase activity; cell surface receptor protein tyrosine kinase signaling pathway; multicellular organism development. Gene Ontology annotation, molecular function: transmembrane receptor protein tyrosine kinase activity; ATP binding. Gene Ontology annotation, cellular component: signaling receptor complex. The transcript has 19 exons.